AUGUCCACCACCCCAGUCCCCUCUCCUUCUCUCCUCCCUCUCGUGAUCCAAGCCGACCACCUCCCGGCAUACCACGCCCCCUACCCCUCCCGUCAUCCCAUCACCAAACAACGUAUCGUACCCUUGCACAUCUCUUUCCAAGACUUUCAGAACGGCCUUCCCCCCGUCGGGCUCAUCACCCAACCAGUCCUCAAAGCUCUCGAGAAAGAACGAGCCCUCAAAUUUUUCUCUCUUGCCAAAGAGAUCAAGUCGUGUGAUAUCAAGAAAGACGGUUGGCGAGUUCAUUGUGGUGCUUGUAGCGAGUGUCUCCAGAAGCAGAAGCAGGAUAAGAACCAGGCUGCUUACAAGCUGAGCGUGUUGUGUGUCUUCUUUGCGGAAGAGAUCAAUGAGAAAGGAAAGCAAGCCAGGACGGAGGCGAUGGCUGACAUCUUGAACCGGUGGAAAGCUGAAGGGAGAUUCCCCGAAGCUACAAAGUUAUGGAUGGACGAGCUCUUCCCGAUAUACGCCUACCCACAAUCCAGAGCCUUCAAAGACACAAAGUCGGCUGCUCGUCAGCCUUUUGGGAACGUUGCGUUCGAGAUGGAACGAGCGGGUGUGCCGUUGUUUGGAUGUCAAGCAUUUGGAGUUCACAUGACUGCGUAUGAGGGAGAGGGGGAGGAUAUGAAGAUUUGGAUCCCUAGGCGAAGCGCUGACCGUCACAGAUCACCACUCAAAUACGACAGCAGCGUUGCGGGUGGUCUCCCGGCUGGACAUACGCCACUUGAAGGGCUCUUGAAAGAGUGCGAAGAAGAAGCUGGGUGGCCGGAGGAACUGAUCAGGAAAUAUGUCAAGAGCGCGGGGAUGGUGAGCUACUAUGAAAUCAUGGACGACGGAGCAAUCCUUCCGAGUACAUACACGUACGACCUCCCUCUUCCCCCCCGAUGUUCCUCAGCCUACGUCCAUCCCUCCCCGAAUGAUGACGAAGUCGACUCCUUCGAGCUUUUGCCCGUCCAGCAAGUCAUCCAGUCCCUCCACAAGGACGAAUUCAAACCAUCCUCUGCCAUGGUGACGAUCGACUUUUUGGUAAGGCAUGGGUUUGUAACGCCAGACAAUGAAACAAACUAUCAAGAGAUUGUGAGGAGGAUGCAUAGGCGGAUUGAUGUGGCUGGGCCGGGGAUUUGA
This is a messenger RNA of Cryptococcus amylolentus CBS 6039, 1161 nucleotides long. RefSeq lists its product as hypothetical. NCBI's taxonomy places the organism in Eukaryota, Fungi, Basidiomycota, Tremellomycetes, Tremellales, Cryptococcaceae. The record is from RefSeq and is a predicted model, not a curated record. Bases 1 to 1161 code for a protein of 386 amino acids. Gene Ontology annotation, molecular function: 8-oxo-dGDP phosphatase activity. The transcript is spliced from 6 exons.